Podarcis raffonei (Aeolian wall lizard) is the source of this 3964-nucleotide messenger RNA. RefSeq names its product RAP1 GTPase activating protein 2 (gene RAP1GAP2). NCBI's taxonomy places the organism in Eukaryota, Metazoa, Chordata, Lepidosauria, Squamata, Lacertidae. Gene Ontology annotation, biological process: regulation of small GTPase mediated signal transduction; activation of GTPase activity. Gene Ontology annotation, molecular function: GTPase activator activity. The transcript is spliced from 24 exons. The coding region runs from base 921 to 3140 and encodes 739 amino acids. Gene Ontology annotation, cellular component: cytoplasm; plasma membrane. The record is from RefSeq and is a predicted model, not a curated record.
AACAUGAUCCUCCGAAUAACCCAUUUUCCCUAAGCAAGGGAAACAAUUUGUUGUAGAGAAAAAUGCAUCCCCAAACCACGCACACAAACCCCGCCCAAGCAAUUAAUCAUACCCACCUCACAGAAAGCUUUCGUUUCCGCAAUAUCAAAUCACAGAAGCGUCACCCUCUUCCCCUUUUAUAUGGAUGUAUAAAAAUGCACAUGGAUUUGGAGAAAAUCUUCUGCGGAGCAAUGUUAAAAGAGCAAAGACGGGUCUGUCUCCCAGUGGCAAGUGGUCCUGUCAUUUCGGCUUGUAGAUCUUUCUCCUGGCAGCCCAAAGACAAGGAGAACCUGUCCUUCUUAAACUUCUGCACCUGCUUGCCUUGAUGGAGUGCUUUUUCCAAACGACCAUAGUGAACAUUGCAAAAACAAAAAAUAGCAAAGCACAAAACAAAGCCACAAGAAUGCUCUGAAGCGAGCCCUCAACUUCCCUUCUCCUUUCAGGGCCGAGCCGGGAGCUGACGCUGACGGCUUGUGAGCGCAGGCGUGACAGAUUGGCAGAAAGCCGGCGGCCGCAUGUGCAGCUGGGUAUGGUUGAAAGCGAUUUAAUUGACUGGAGAAUGCCACCUCUGCUCCUCUGGCUUGGCAGUUCGGCAACCCCCCUGCACGCAAGCAGAGCUCAGAAGAGGGGCUUGGCUAGCAAAAAAGAGCAGGCAGGCUCCAGGUGACUUGAAGGUCGUCCGAGUGGGAAGAAGUCACCUGAUUCCGGGAACGGACUUACCUAUCCGGCUGCAGUCACAGCAAAAGCAGAAAAGGAGGGGGGGAAUGAGCCUGUGUGUGAGAAAGGGAGGGAGGGAGGUGUGCACUUUUUAAAAGCAGGUCUCCUGCCAGCGGCUGGCGACAUCGGCAGCACCACCUGCCUGCAGAAGUGUCACUUUAACUAUGUCACAAUCUCCUGGUAGGAUGCACGCAAAACGAGCAGGAAUCCGAGCAGCUGUUGUCCUCAUAGGGUUGUUACACAAGUCCCGAAAGCAAAAUAAAGAGAAAAGGAAACAAGACGUGUUGAACAGCACAGAUAUGGCAGCUCCAGAGAGACCCUUAUCUCCACCGCUCACUGCUCCGCCAAGCAUGAAGUCUGCAGAGUUCUUUGAAAUGCUGGAAAAAAUGCAGGGGCCAAAAUUAGAGGAACAGAGAAGUGGAAGCCAGAAAAAUAAGGAGGACUACAUCCCAUAUCCCAGCAUUGAUGAAAUUGUAGAAAAAGGCAGCCCCUAUCCUGUCAUCAUCCUGCCACAGUUUGGGGGCUACUGGAUCGAAGACCCCGAGAACGUCAGCACACCCACCUCAUCGGAGAGCAGCAUCUGCGAAGAGGACGAGGAGCAGCUGAGCCCCAGUGCUUACGGCUACAAGCUGGAGUGCAAAGGAGAAGCCAGAGCAUAUAGGAAACACUUCUUGGGAAAGGAUCAUUUAAAUUUUUACUGCACAGCUAGCAGCCUGGGAAAUUUGAUCCUUUCUAUUAAAUGCGAAGAGGCAGACGGAAUUGAAUACCUAAGAAUUAUACUCAGGUCCAAGGCAAAAACGCUGCAUGAAAGAAUCCCCUUAGCUGGACUUAGCAAACUACCAAGCAUCCCACAGAUUGCAAAGGCUUUCUGCGAUGAUGUGACCGGACUGAAGUUUAACCCUGUGCUCUACCCCAAGGCAUCUCAGAUGAUCGUCUCCUAUGAUGAGCACGAGGUCAACAACACGUUCAAAUUUGGGGUGAUUUACCAGAAGCUUAGGCAGACGCAGGAAGAAGAGCUGUUUGGCAACAACGAGGAGAGCCCUGCCUUCAAGAAUUUCUUGAGCUUGCUGGGAGAUACCAUAACACUCCAGGACUUCAAGGGCUUUCGCGGUGGUCUCGAUGUCACUCACGGCCAGACGGGCACAGAGUCCGUGUACACGGUGUUCAGGGACAGAGAGAUUAUGUUUCACGUCUCUACCAAACUCCCUUUCACUGAGGGAGACACGCAGCAGCUUCAGAGAAAGCGACACAUUGGCAACGACAUUGUGGCAAUUAUAUUUCAAGAAGAAAACACUCCCUUUGUUCCAGACAUGAUUGCCUCGAAUUUCCUCCAUGCCUACAUUGUUGUGCAGGCAGAAAACCCUGAAGCAGACAGUGCAUCUUACAAAGUGGCUGUAACUGCACGAGAAGAUGUCCCUGCGUUCGGUCCUCCGCUGCCAAACCCUUCUGUAUUUCAAAAAAACUCAGAAUUUCGGGAGUUUCUCCUCACCAAGCUGAUCAACGCAGAGAACGCCUGUUGCAAAUCAGACAAGUUUGCAAAACUCGAGGACCGGACGCGAGCCGCCCUCUUGGACAACCUCCAUGACGAUCUCCAUAUUCACACACAAAUGAUGUUGGGCUUGGGCUCAGAGGAGGACAAGCUGGAGAAUGGGGCCCACGGAGGAUUCUUGGAAUCGUUUAAGAGAGCCAUCCGAGUCCGCAGUCACUCCAUGGAAACCAUGGUUGGGAGUCAGAAGAAGCAUCAGAGCGGAGGAAUCCCUGGUAGCUUGAGCGGAGGGAUUGCGCACAACAGUGGCGAAAUAACGAAGGCCACCUUUUCUCCUCCGGUAUCAGCAGCUACAGCCAAGAACCAGUCCAGGAGUCCCAUAAAGAGGCGGUCAGGGCUGUUCCCUCGUCUGCACACUGGAUCAGAGAGCCAGGCAGAGCCUCGGACUCGAUGUGACAGUGGCUCAGGAACACCGAAGACCCCUGAAGGAGGACACACCUCUCAAGAAAUUAGGUCCGAGGCCUCUUCGAACCCAAGCUCUCCAGAGAUCUGUCCCAACAAAGAGAGGCCAUUUAUUAAACUCAAAGAAAACGGAAGGUCAAACAUCUCCCGUUCAUCCUCAAGUACCAGCAGCUUCAGCAGCACGGCAGGGGAGAGUGAAAACAUGGAAGAAUACGAAAGCCUGGGCAGCCAGCCUUCCACAGCGUCACCAUUCAAGCAGGAUGUCUUUGUCUACAGCCCUUCCCAAAGUAAUGAGAAUCCGGCUCUGGCAUCUGCCGCCACACCAGUGAUAAUGAGCAGGAGCCCAACAGAUAUGAAGAGCAGGAAUUCUCCGAGGUCAAAUCUUAAAUUUCGUUUUGAUAAACUUAGCCAUUCAAGUUCUGGCCCGACACAUUAGCUGACGGAUAAGACUACAGACAUCCCCAAAAGGGCAUUUCUGUUUGGGCUUUUCUUCCUUCCUUCCUGUUUUUCUUACGUGAAAACACUCUUUUCGACUGACAACGUCCGCCCGCCACACUAUGCGCCACUGCCACGUAUGAAAUGUGCUUCACCCAGGCAGAUGUUCCCGUACGACCCUGAGGGAGCUGCUACCUUGCCACGUCUCGGCUGGGAUAGAUGCCCCUGGAGAGGAACUUGACAGGUUGUGGGACUCUCUUCCCUCGCCGACCCCUGUCUCUGCUCCGUCCCUCGUGAUCCAAAGGACAUCUGGGGAGAGGAGACGGGUUUGCUGCUGACAUUAUACUUGAACCCGCUUCUUACCCUGUUUCCGUUCGGUAUUCUGAAAUCUGUGAAACCAGUGUGCUCCUUGUCCUUAAUCGUGGCUGUUUGACUGAAGGUUAUGAGCGCUGCUCUCCUGAUGAUUUGAGAAAGUUACUUUGGUUUUUAAAAAAUAAUCACUCAUAGUGAUAUUAUAGGCUAAUUUCUCCCCUUCCCAGGGCCUAAAGUCAAGUGUCCUUUUUCUAAUGCAAAUGGACUUGUUCUGCAAGUGGGACUUCUUCCCCUUGAAAGACAACCUCAGCCAUUUCAGAAUGUGGCAUCUUUUCCCCUUACUUAAGUCCUGCUCUUUUCCUGAUCUCUCUUUUCUUCCCAAGCCCAGUUCUAGAAUAUAAGAAGAGACUUGCUGGACCAAAGGUGUGUCUGGCCCAGCCUGCUGUUCACCACAGUGACCAUGCAGAUCUCCAUAGGAAGCCCACAGCCAGAGCGAAUUACAGCCCUCACCCC